This is a messenger RNA of Uloborus diversus, 536 nucleotides long. RefSeq lists its product as uncharacterized. NCBI's taxonomy places the organism in Eukaryota, Metazoa, Arthropoda, Arachnida, Araneae, Uloboridae. Bases 30 to 458 code for a protein of 142 amino acids. The transcript has 6 exons. The record is from RefSeq and is a predicted model, not a curated record.
UAGAAUAUUCACCUUACAGCUGAGCACCAAUGGAUCUAGAACGAACUGAUGCAUUUCUCCCAGUCAUCAAUUUAGCUGAAGAUGUUGAAAAGAUAGCUUUAAUGAAAGCAGCUUUGCGAGCUAUGACAGAAGAACAUGAACGAUCAUUAAUGUCAAUUCAGGGAGGAUUAAAAGCAGCCAAUAGAAAAUUAGAGUUCUGUACACAAGAAUGUAAUGCAGUGCAUUUACAACUUAAUGCAGUUGAAACAAAAAUUGCAGAAGCUGUGAUGGUAAAUCAAGAGAGUGAAGCUGAAGCAUUAAAAACACUUAAAGAAAACAGAUUGAUUAAAAGAAAAAUAAUUGCGUUGAAGAGUGAUAUUGAACAACAAGAAAAAAUACUGAACAGAGCAAAUGAAACUAUAAUAGCAGUGAAUAGGCGCAAUAAAAAAAUUAAAGUACUGCCAGAAGUUCCAGCUUAAUGUUUAAAAGAUUUGUUAUUAUUUAUGUUUAUAUGUGUGUAUAAUGUAUUGUUUUUAAUAAAUACGGUUAAAAACUUU